AUGUACAAAGGCAUUAUUGGUUGGUUCAAAGGCAAGAAUGUUGCAGGGCUUGAGGGAGUGGUUGAUGAAGCCGAACACACAGAUAUCAAGAGAGUAAUUGCGCCGGCGUUCUCAUGGAGAUCGGUUUUGAACUAUGAAUCCCACAUUGACCACAGCGCCGAGGAAUUGAUACACAACCUCGAACAAAGGGAGGUGAUUGACAUCACCGAGUGGCUUUCAUACUGGGCCAUGGACAGUAUGAACAACAUUGCCUUUUCCUCCGACCUUGGGUUCAUGCAGCACGCCGCGGAUGUUGGCUGGACCUUGCGUACGGUUCGCGCGGUGACCUCAAUCUGGAUGUAUAUAUUUGCAUUCCCCACAGUUUUCAUGUGGCUUGCAUGGGCCGUGAGCUACUUCGUAGGCCCCAGCGGAAAAUUGGUCAGCUUGUGCUUGGAUCGCGUGAAUUCUCGGAUGGAAAAGAUAGAGCAAGAGGAGAAGCCGCCGACGAAAAAAAGAGAUCUUCUGGAUGUUUACAUCAAGGCACGAGAACAGCACCCUAACCUUUUUUCCCACGAGCGAGUCAUCGGAAUGACAUUUACAACCCUCCUUACCGGAUCCGACACUACAGCCUUUAAUUUAGCGUGGACGGUAUACUAUUUGCUCAAACAUCCAGCCACCCUCCGCCGUCUGCAGGAAGAGAUUGACCAGGCUGUUGCGGAGGGCACACUGUCCUACCCUCCGACCCUUAAGGACAUAUCGAAACUCCCAUACCUAGAGGCCGUCAUCAAAGAGGGCCUUCGAUAUGGAAUGCUACUCCAGCUGAGCAUGGAUCGGGUUGUCCCAAAGGGAGGCAUGGAAAUAUGUGGUCACCAUAUCCCAGCAGGAAUCACAGUCGGAUGUCAGCAGCGAGUGAUUCACCUAGACAAAAACGUUUAUGGCGACGAUGCUGGGAGCUUCCGCCCUGAACGAUGGCUAGAAGCAAGUGAGGAAAAGCUGAAGGCCAUGGAGCGGUGUGGAAUAUGGUUUGGAAAUGGGAAACACACUUGCAUUGGUCAGCAUUUUGCUCGGGCAAAGACGAUGAAGGUCCUGGUGAUGAUGUUGAUGAAGGUCGAGAUCGCCGAUGAUAGCCAAAGUGCGAAAAUGAUAUCCGGGGCCACCAGUGCGCAGUGCAACGACCAAACAGCACAACAUUGCAACGGCACAACUACAGUAGCCCAGCUUGACAAUCCGGCUGAAGUCCGCGCCUGGAAAUGGUUGACAUACGAACUUACAACAGUAACAGUCAUUGUGGCCAGCAAGAGGAGGACUUCGGAUUGA
Messenger RNA from Penicillium manginii, 1296 nucleotides. RefSeq names its product Cytochrome P450. The record is from RefSeq and is a predicted model, not a curated record. Gene Ontology annotation, molecular function: heme binding; oxidoreductase activity, acting on paired donors, with incorporation or reduction of molecular oxygen; monooxygenase activity. Lineage: Eukaryota; Fungi; Ascomycota; Eurotiomycetes; Eurotiales; Aspergillaceae. The transcript has 3 exons. Bases 1 to 1296 code for a protein of 431 amino acids.